This is a messenger RNA of Anguilla rostrata (American eel), 2791 nucleotides long. RefSeq names its product transforming growth factor beta activator LRRC33-like. Lineage: Eukaryota; Metazoa; Chordata; Actinopteri; Anguilliformes; Anguillidae. The transcript is spliced from 3 exons. The coding region runs from base 716 to 2758 and encodes 680 amino acids. The record is from RefSeq and is a predicted model, not a curated record. Gene Ontology annotation, molecular function: protein binding.
GCUGUUUAAAGACACUACUAGGGUGCUAGUGAUAUGUAAAUGUAACGUUUCUGCAGAUACCUAUGCAUGUCUGUGGUUUCUGGGAUUUAAAAUCUGAAACUGAUGCAUUUCAACUUCCACUCAUCAUUUAAUGUAAUGGCACUUCCAAGUUGUGGUUUACGGGGAUUCUGAACACUAGGAAACUCUGAUGCCUAUUCCAUCAGGAAGUCAAGGACGAAAGCCUGUGAUUAUCUGCAAGCUGUGUGCACAUGUAUAUGCAAUUCUCAUGUGCAAAUAAUAUGCAAUGGCACUUCCAAGUUGUGGUUUGCGGGGAUUCUGAACACUAGGAUACUCUGAUGCCUAUUCCAUCAGGAAGUCAAGGACGAAAGCCUGUGAUUAUCUGCAAGCUGUGUGCACAUGUAUAUGCAAUUCUCAUGUGCAAAUAAUAUGCAAAACUGUCAUUGACACAUUGGAAGCUAAAUCACGUGCCAUUGCUGCAAGAAAUGGUUGCCUAUAUAAAUCGUCGUUUAUGAGGAUCCAAAGAGCGUUUAACUCUCGACUUGUAAGCUUCUAUGAUCAUUGCAGUUCUGAUAGAUCUAACUGCACUGCUUUUUUGGUUCUCCAGGUACUACAUGAAUCAUGAAGAUGCUAUGGUGAGCUACUGAGAAGCCAGUGAUGUUGCAAGUGCAACAUGGUGUGGAGCUGGCUGACCUAACUGCCCACUGAUGGUGUUAAGAUGCCCCUCCUGAGACUCAUCCCCUGUCUGGCCUGCCUUGCCCUCAGCCUGAUUUGGGAUGUCCAGCUGCCAGCUGCCAGCCAUGCCCACUGCCAACUGACACAGCAAGCUGCCCUGUGUAAAGACUUUCAGCUCUCAUCUGUGCCCACAGACUUACCAAAAAACAUCAAGGAACUCCAGCUCAAUAAUAAUCCCAUCAGAGUGCUGAAAAACACCUCCCUCUCCUGCUGUCCUCACCUCAAGGUCCUGAGCUGUGCCAGCUGCUGCUUGGAAACCAUUGAGGCACACACCUUCCAUAAUGCCCUUAACAUAGAGAACCUCAACCUUGCUAAAAACCACAUUCACACUGGGUACCAGCAGACCAGUCAGGCCCUAUGGCAUCUAGCCCAACUAAAGGUUUUGGACCUUUCUGAAAAUGGGCUGACAGAAAACAUGGUUUCUCUCUUUCUGCAUAACAUGUCUUCACUUGAGCGCCUCUCUCUCUCUGGGAACAUUAUGUUGAGACUGGACCAGACUAUCUUCCAUAACCUCCAUCGGUUGGAGGAGUUGAACAUGGAGAGCAAUGCACUCUUUGAGAUUGAGGGAGGGGCAUUCAAUAGUCUGCAGAGUCUGCAAAGACUCAAUCUGGCCUUCAACAACCUGCUAUGCCUGGUGAACUUCCGGCUUACCCGACUCUUGGUCCUGAACGCCAGCCACAACAACCUGGAGUGGUUCAUCUCUGACCAGGACGUGAAAGAACCUUUCCACUUACAAACCCUGGACCUGCGGGACAACAGGCUCCUCUUCUUUCCUUUCCUGCCCACCCUCAGCCAUGUCCAGACUCUGCUCUUGUCUGACAACCAGAUUGGCUUCUAUCAGCACUUUGCCAACAUCAGUUCCUUAAACUGGACCACCCAUGUGCAGUUUUUCAAUCUGUACGGAAACAUAAGCAAUGUAACAGUUGAGCUUUGGGAUGAGACCCUCCAUGGGGACAUCUCCUCAGUGGAGCUGCUGGACCUGACUGGGAACCGUGUUGUUUACUUCCCACGGGGCUUUCUGGGUAAGAUGCAAAAGUUAACAAGAUUGAAGCUAGGAAGGAACUGCUUGGAGUCAUUGGAUUUGAAAGAGCUCUCAGCCUCCCUGUAUGAGCUAGACUUGAGCAGCAACAGGCUAACCAUGCUCUCAGCUAGCCAAACCACUUUGGAUGCAUUAGCCUAUUUAACUCAUCUUAACUUGAGCCUGAAUGAUCUACAGAGACUCCCAACAAGACUGUUUGUGGGCCUCUCCAGUCUCACCACAGUGGAUCUUAGUUACAACAAGGUGGAUAUUUGUUCCUCAGAGGACUUAGACUCAUGCACAGACGACUGUGACUGCGUCAUUUGGACAGACAUCAGCUCCCUGAAACAGUUGUACCUAAGAGGGUGCAGCCUGAGGCAGAUACCACCAUUUGCUUUUAACGGCACAACGAUAACACACCUGGAGCUUUCAGACAACCCACAAAUUUUUCUGAGCCAGGAAUCGUUAGCUGGUCUAAAUGGAACCCUGCAGCAGCUGGGCCUUGGCAACACCAAGACUCAAGCCUUUGACUUCACUCCAUUCAUUCACUUGAGAUCUCUAGACAUUUCCAAGAACUCCUUGUCCCACCUCCCAGGUAUCCCACCUCUGAGGUGGUUGGAUUUGAGGGACAACAGCCUGACCUCCAUACCCUUUCAACAGGCUGAGACUCUAAGCAGCAGUCUACACACCGUCUUCCUUGGGGGAAACCCAUUCAAUUGUUGUGAUAUGGACUGGUACAGGAUGUUGGAGGAGGUGAACACCGUAAAUAUCAUGGAUUGGCCUGAUGUGACAUGUCUGCAUGCUGUUCACGGGACAAAUAUGGUGGACCGUCUAAGUGGAAACUUGUGCAGAAUGAGUAAUGAAGAACCCAGCGGGUGGUAUGUUGCUCUCCUCCUGGUUGUUUGUCUCACUUUUGUGGGCAUUAUAGUCAUUUUUACGUUGACCUUCAGGUCCAGUAGGGUGCCUGGGCAAAUUAAUAAGAGAUGUAUGCGGGCCACCUCGUAUUAACAAUGUUGCUAAAUAAAGACAGCAUAAUAAGAA